This is a messenger RNA of Somion occarium, 4535 nucleotides long. The record is from the annotation of a GenBank genome assembly. NCBI's taxonomy places the organism in Eukaryota, Fungi, Basidiomycota, Agaricomycetes, Polyporales, Cerrenaceae.
UACAUGUUCACAAGCAAGGAGGAAUAGCAUUCUAAAUAUUUCGCUAAGAGGAAGUAAAGGCGCCCAGUCCUAUCUGAGAACUCUUGGCCCGCAGUUUCGAGUUGGAGCACUGAAUGCUACUGGAUGAUGUUAUGAUACCUCCAUGAUACCUAGUUGAACUUCGACCAGCUCAUUCUCAACGGUCCAACUGUGUCGAUCUACGCGUAAUAAAGGCGAAGGACUAAAUGUUCGCCAGACAUGACAACAAGACCUUCAAUGACCUUUCUGCUGAACUUAACGAUGAACAAGAUUGGCAGGCCGGCAUCUUGAGGAGACUUAAUCACUACUUGGAUGUCUCCACGUUCGCUUACGAACCAGUAUCGGGACUUCUUGCCAUCGGUACGGCUAGUGGCUUGAUCCAUAUUUAUGGCUCGCCAGGAGUGGAGGCUCGCCUUGAGAUAUCCAACCAUUCGAGGAUAAAGCUACUGCAGUUCUCAUCGUCGACACUGAGGCUCCUUUGCGUAGACGAUCAACAACGUCUCCAUAUCUGGGAUCUGACUGCUUCCAACAAACCAAGAUUACAGAAAAUCACCAACUAUCGUCAAUCCGUGAAUGCCGUAGCUUUGUCCCCCUCUCACACACAUGCGUUUGUUGCCCUUUCCAAUGGAGAAGUGAAGACAUACGAUCUACUGUGUUCCUGGCACUCGCCAUACACCAUCAUCAAUCUUUGGGCUAUGUAUGAGAAGAUAUCUGCUAGCGGAAUGCCUUAUUCGAUGGAACCUGGGUCACAGGUACCAAUUGAAGUGGUGAUACAUCCUCGCGAUUUGAAUUUGUUGUUCAUCGCGUAUGGAGGUGGCGUUGUCCUGUCCGAUCUCACCCAACGAAGCAUGCAGCAUGCAUAUGAAAUGUUGCUACCACCCGGUGCACCUGGUGGCUUGGGCUAUACUAGCUUGGAUCUGAUGACACAUCGACGACCAUCGGUUACUGCUCUGGCUGUGCAUCCCGCAGGUCAUUUCUUUGCUGUAGGCCAUGCCGAUGGUUCCAUCGCAUUCUGGGCUGUUGAGGAUGAAGACAAGCCGUUAAUCGUACGGACCUUGGAUGACAUUGACGUAAACCUUGUUGAUGCGACAAAAUUGGACGAAAUUCUCUCAUCGAAGGAGAAACUUAUUCCAGAGGAGCGAGAACCGAUAUUCAAGCUCGCCUGGAGUGGAUUCUCUAAUUCUUCGGAUCCGCGUGGUGGCGACACAACCCUGACCGUGCUCGGGGGUCUGCGCGGUGAUGAGGCUCCUGGUAUCACUGUCAUCUUAUUUCCUGCCUUCAACCCUUCCGAUGUCACCCCUCCCGACCCGCAAGCCGGUCUUCCUCAACAGAUCAGGACUGCCAUGCAAGAAUCUUUGGAGCCCAAAGAUGCCUAUACGUAUUAUACCAAAGGCGUUCCUCAGGAUUUUCUCUUACUUCCGAAAAACAAUCCUCACUUCUCUGGUACCUUUGACCCGACUGCAAUUUUGAUUCUAUAUGACCACGUCGGAGACAUAAGAGCUACAGAGGCUCAUCAAUUUCCACCUCCAUCGUGUAUACCUAUGCCAUCUCCAGAGCCUCAGGCUGUUGCAACCGCGACGGUGAAGGACGCAGAAGCGGCAGAUGAUGGCGAAGAUCUUUUAUCGCAGGAACUAGCAUCUGCUCUGGCCUCAAUGAAGUUAGAUGACGAUCCGAGACAGUUACAAUUGCCCGCCUCUCUUUGGAAUGGACCUAAUAGUAUACUUGGGGGUACGUUGUAUGCGCUCGAGAAGAGCGUUUAUGAAAUAUUAGUGGAUGCUCGCGAUUUUUUGGACCAAUCGCUGCAUUUACGAGGCGGGGUAGCAUGGGUAGAAGAUAUCCAGGGAGAAAUGAAACUUCUGAAGCUCCAACCAAAUCGCAUUCUUAUAACCUAUCACCGCAACUUGACCAUUCGUUUCCAAGACCUCACCGCCAGGUUAUUGCUCAGUUCUGAUACUUCUCCUCUGACAAACGCAUUCCCGAAUCCGCUUCCCGCUCUGACCAUCAACCUGACUACAAUACUGGCGGACCCGGCUGUCGCUACUCGCGCAACUCCCAAGUUCCUCGAAGAAGCUCGUAUUCAGUCCGUGCAAUUUGCCUCCGAGUCGCGGGAAUGUGGCAUCAUCCUUCAAACCGGCGAAAUUGCACUCUAUCGUCUGGCUCACGGAGAGACACCAACAGGUAUAGCGACUAUGUCAGAAGACAAGGAGCUGGUAUCAUUGCAACAUUUACACCCUCAACCCGGUGAUAAAUUUCACCCAAUAUUCAUGCUCAUGGCUGGCAGGGGCGCAGUUGCUGCCGUUGGUCUAUCUGACAUUGGUUUCCUUGCGGCUUCGUAUGCGGAUGGCUCACUAUUCGUCGUUGACAUGCGUGGUCCAACUAUCAUUCUUCGCGAUAUGUCUGGCACUCGGGCGGGGAAGCAAUCACUUCGUCAUAGACGUGAGGAAGACCCAGUCGUUUCCUUGACAUGGACUGUGACCGGAACAGCUUCAGACCCAACCCCACGGAUACUUCUCCUAAUAAUUCGUUCAUCGGGUACCACGAACAUACAUACCAUCACUCGUUCAUCCACAGGCUCCUGGUCUGUCAAAGAGAACCCGGAGAAAACUGAUGCAGCUUCUCAUCCCCUUCCUGGUGGUUCCUUCGUCAUCGAUGCCAAGGGUAACGGAAUGAAGGCUAGCCGUCAUGCGCUCGCCACAGCUUUGGCGCCACCCUCUGAUCCAUCUCAGGUCAAACGGGGUAUCUGGAUUAAUGCUGGAGCAAGAGGCGUGCGAUGUACCGCAGACAUCACCGGUGAGAAAUUAGGCAGGGCUGAAUGGGGGAGUAAAAUUGGAAAGGUGGAACAAGUGGAGGUGGUGCAUAAGAACUCUGCAACGGUAUUGGUCGCGUACACGGACCGAAGGCAAGCUGUGGUAUAUUCAUUGCCCUUCUUGGAACAUCUGCAUACGGUGCAGAUGGAGCAAUCGUCCACAGAACCGUUGUCGGCGGACGGGACAGGAGACUACAUCGAAUGGGUCCGACAUAACCCAUCCGGUCUUAUUCGUUUGGCCAACUAUGGAACACUUUUCGAUAUUCGACGUUCAGAACCAUAUGCUACACCCGAUGUCCUUUUCGCAGACGAAACCCGCGUCGUACCGCCACAACCACAACCGGUGUCAGUUGGGCCAACAUCGCUGUUGAGCUCCUGGAUUGGAUCCAUCACCAGUCAAGCGAUGACGGGAGAACAAAUUGAUACCUUGUUGGCUGGACCCGAUAGACCUAUGCCUCAGCAUUUUGAACGAUCUAAACCUCAUGCUCAAGAAUUCCCAUUGAGUGCGGGGACCUCUGUCGGUGCAUCUUCGAUCGGAACUAUCAAUGCCCGCGAGAUCGCAAAUUCUGCUUCUACGGCUGCCAAUGAUCUGUACAAUCGACUCGGUUCUGCCUUGUCCGAGAGAGGUGAGAUGCUUGGCCAAUUACAGGAGUCCUUCGACUCGUUGGAACAAGGCAGCAGAAAGAUGUUGGUCCAGUCGAAAACCCUCGCAGCUAAGCAAACGGCAAAAGGCUGGUUCGGAUUCUGAUUCAAAAUUGACUGCUCAUGCGCAUUCAAUCUAUUCUGGCUCGUCUGCACAUGGUUCUGUAUUAUACCAUGAUGCGUCAUACAUCUGUCACAAUUAACAAUCACGACCAUCAGUUCUUUCCCGGAUCUGAACUGACAAACAUCGACGUGAUUCCAGCCGUGAGUUUCUUCCUGUUCUCAUUAAGCAUGCCAAAGAAACCAUCGCUACGAUCAGUCUCGCGCUUGUGGUCCCAUUCCUCUGUGUGACGAAUGACUUGGUGGGAAUCAUUCGUUUCCACAGUAAGGAGCGAAUUGACGGUCUGAAUGAUGACGCAUAUUAGCCAAAUGGCACGCUCGAUGGUAAGCACCGUGUAUACCCACCUUGGUGGGAGAAGCAGCCUUAGGGUCCCGGAAGUAAGCAACAUCCUGGUCGAUGAGGAUCGUACUCUUGGGAACCGAAGCUGGGUUCUCGAGGAGGCGGAACCGGGGAAGAUCCGCGCGUGGAAACAACUGAACAUUCUCGUAAGCCAAACAAUAAUACGCUCAUCGAACUGACGUUUUGUCCUCACCUUGGCUAAACCAUUGAACUGUGCUUUGAUAGACUCUACGCCUUCGGCGAUCCCAAUAGGGUCGUGGAAUGUAGCGGUCUUGGCAUAUAUGCUGUAUGCAUUCUGAAGCGGUACAGCACAAAAAUUAUCAAAUGGUCCAGCACAUGGGCUUAACAUGAUAUCAUACCUCCGAAGGACUUGAAGUGUACAGCUAAUGAUAUGUCAGUAUAGCAUAUAGUCACAACAUGAAGGUGUGGAAAACCUGUUUAAUACCACUCAGGAUAGCCUCUUCGUGGGCCUCAGGCUUUCGCUCCUUCAGGGACUGAGUUUCAGCAGGGGUCAAUCCUGUAGCAUUUUUGGCUUCCUGGUUGUUGGAAGGCAUUGCACGGGUUGACGUUGACGAUAUAUAUCGCAGAGUUACUAUCCGAAACUGAGAG